CUCGACGCCCGGUAUGUCACUUUGUUGGGUGCGGAGCAUUUAAAAGGCCACAACCUCAACGGCCACACAUAAAUCACAGAGUAUCACAGCGUAUCAAGUUUUCAUCCCAGUUUAUCGUUUCAAAAUACAAGACUUAAAUCACACAAUGAACAAGUUAUUCCUCUUGGUUCUGGUAAUUACUGCUCUGGACUUAUGUUCCACACGUCCGGCGCAGAAUAAUGGCAAGUCUAAAAAGACCACAAGCUCUUGUUUGCCUGGUAAGUUUCUGUAAUGUUAUCGACAAUAUUUUGCGUGUGUAAGUUGCGUUGUUUAUAUGCCAGACAUAGUACGGUUUUGGAAAUGGUGUAUACGUAGUCUUGUUUGCUGCACGUUAUUAGACACUUCUACGCUCGGUAUAGCUAUCAAAUAGUACUAGAUAAAACGCCGUAGUGGUUAAUAUUACAAGUUUAACCUUGUAUUGAUUGUAUGUAUGGUAAUAUAAUCCUUUUGUCAAGACGGCUAGCUUUAAUAGUGAUUAGUGCCUAGUGGUGACAAAUAACUUAUUAAUUGACUGAAAUUAUUUGUGUGCACGUUAUUAAAUACUCGUUAGUCGCUUUCGCUUGUUAAAUUUUGGGGAGCGAGGAACUGAAGCUUGUCGUACAAAAUAACGGCUUGCUAUACAAACAUUUAAAAAUAUGACGGCUCACUGAGCAAAUAUGAAUAUCGUUGAAUGUUGAAUGAGUAUAUUGCUGUUGUUAUUGUAUAAAAUUUAUAGCGAAAUAUGUUCAAUAGUUCACGGCCAAAGCUAAAAAAAUUUCAAUAGCGAAAAUCUGAAAACAGAGCCAGGGGCUACAGUACAGGUUUAUUUUCGUAAAUUAUUGACAGUUGACAUUAUUGAAUGGGAAAAGUUUCCGGUUCGUUUGGCGUUGCAUGACUGAGUAAAGAUCGAAGUUUUUGCCUCGUGAUCAUGCUGUUAACUGCCAUCAAAUAUAUUGUGGCUCACUAUAGAUCUGUGGUGAACAAUGUUCAAGGACGUUAAGUGAGCCAUCAAAUGUCAAAUGAGGAUGAAAUUCGUUUGGGUCUCCUGGCUCCUUGAAAAAAAUUUCUAUAAAAAAUCCCUCAGUAAUGAACCCUUCAGUAAAAUCCUUAAAAAUCGCUACAAACCCCGAAAAAAUCUUGAAAAAAAACUCCAAAAAUUCGAAAUCUCAAAAAUCACGUACACUUUUUUGGAGUGAUACAUCCUCGUUUCUUGCUACGUUGUUUAAUUAAUUUAAAAAUUUCCAUUUCCACCUAUCGGUGUGUUUCCCACUCAGCACACGUUUGUAAUCAACAUAAGGGACUUAAGGGAGUUUAAGCUUCGCGUUAUACGUCAAACGCCAGGCAAAGCGGAAAAAAUUUACGGUAUUUAUUUUUCAGGCAAUAAAGCGUAAAUAAACUUGCUGUUUUAAAACUGAAAUACGUAAUUAUUCUUUCGACGCAAGAAAGAAAAUAUGAAACGAAAAUGUUCAACGAAAGUUUUGCCAAGAAACUGUUGAACUCCCUACGUUUACGGCAAACCGCAAACAGCAAACUUCAAUCGCAUUUGAAAGUAAGGCCUACAAUUUCGACAGCCAAAACUAGUAGCUAAUUCAUGCUUCAAUUUUAGUGCACAAAUUGCCCUAACUUCGAACAGCUAACAUGGUUGACUUCAAAUUACGAUUUGAAGUUUGCGGUUAGCGGUUUGCCGUAAAACGUCAAUCUUAAAGUCCCUAAUGUCAAUCAAAAUGUCCGUUUACCAUAUAAAUAUGCAGUUACGAAAAUCCGUGUUAUACUAGUCGAUUCUACAGUAAGUCCAAAAUAACGGAGUUUAUUCAAAUAACAACUAAAAGUUCCUUACAAAUAUAAGGAUACAUAGUUAUAAUUAGUUAAGGCCGGUAGUUCCGUUUCUUGGGACGCAAUGUAGUGCCUAGUGGGUGGAUAUUGAAUAGUGUUCGUUUUCAUCGGCAGUUGGAAACCCACGCACCUCAAUCAAAAACACACCCUUACGUGGGUUAUUCACACGAAUUAAGGGAUGUGUUUUCGAAGUUUCGGGAAACUUCCAGCCACCCGAGGUGCGUCCAAUCCUGGACUCACCGAACCUGCAAGUAUGUUUGGUUUUUAUACACAUUUUACUUUUUAGUAUAUAAUUUCGUGUUUGGAUAACGAACAUUUUAGCCGCCAACACACUACGCAAACAAACUUAGGCUUAAACUAAAGCUUAAAAAAUUCUCUACAAUACUCCCUUAUUCUUCAAAAGAGAAAAUGAACACAUUCCGCGAAAACAAUGCCAAGAUUUAUAUAAACCUGCUCGUGCCGAACAAAUUUCGGCGGCCAUCUUUCUUUUUUUUCCACUUUGAAUACAGAAUAUUCCAUUUUUAUCAAACAAAAUAAAAAAAUAAUAAUUAUAAAACAAUUAAAAACAGUUAAUUUAUUUCUUAUUUAAAUCUUCGUCUGAAAUUUGUUCAAAUCGCUUCAUAAUGGCCGCCGCCGAAACAUCGAUCUCGAACCCACCUCCUAAACAUACGUCAGCAGGUGGAUUCGAGAUUGAACGCACCUCCUCGUAGCCAAUAGGAAAGCCGCUAAUACGCUAGGUAUGAGAUAAAAAUUCUGACCAGAUGUAACUGAAACUAGUCAUGAUUUUCUACCUUUUCAACUUUGUAUAAAUGAGCUCUACGUUUUUGGCAAAAUUGUAUCACUAGUACUCUCUGAUAAUAAAAUAACCUGCCAGCUUGACUUUGAUUCUUUGAGAAUCACAAGAAAACUAUAGAUGUGACAUACGUGCAGUGCAGGGACGGGGUCUUGGAAAGGAUGAUGGGGCCCAGGCCCAGUGACGGAGGGAUAAAAAUUGGAGUUGGAGUAUUACUGAUCAAACAUAAAACAUUUCAGUCGCUAAUUAGUCUUGUUGGCGAGCGCGGGGGAGGGGGGAGGGGGAGUAAAAGAAUUUCUGGACAUACCAUUUUUCAGUAACUUUCGAAUUAAUGUACCGUAAUUUUUUAAAAUUUACGGUAAUAUUUUCGUAAAUUUAGAUUUUUUAAAUAUAAAUUGUAAUAUCUUAAUCUUGAUUUUCAAAACUAAGACAUAUAUUUUUAUCUUUUUCAAAGUUUUAAUUUAAUUUAGGGGCCCAUGACGGCAGGGGCCCACAACAAGUUCUCAUCGGCUCGUCCCUAGCACAGUCCCUAGCCAGCACGUUCCUGCAUUCGUGUUUUACUGUUUGACGUUUGAACACCUAAAUUAUAAUGUUACUAGACUUUCCAGAGGUUGAACGUAGUAAAAGUAAACCGACUGCCAAAGUUUAGAAAGGGAAAGGGCAAAAACAGAUGCUUUUUUAACGACAUCAAAUUUGCAUGUCCUCGAUCUAAAAAAUAUUAUUCUCCAUGUCCAUGCAUGAACUUUAGCUCACUUAUUUCCCAAUCUCUCAGUAUUAAAAUACACUAGUUAAUUAACACACAUUCAUGAUUCAUUUCACCCAACUUGUUUCCAGUUUGCCUUGAAUGAAAGGUAUGCAUGUCUUAGUAGUCUCAAUUAGUCUCAAUAAUUAUGACAGCAGCAAUUCACAGUACUUAAAGAUAUGAGGAAGUCAGAAACUUGAGGAAGACAAUCUGCAAGAGAAAGACAAAGAAUCUAAUAUAUUUUCCUGCAUCUCUUACAUAUAACAAAACUCUUAGCCUUUUAUUAAUCUCUUUCUUAAUUCUUAAUUCAGUUGGUAUUCAAAGUCACGGCAUCAUGUAUUAUGUUUACUCAUAACAUCUUUGAUUCUCAUACACACGACGGGAAUAUAUUACAUAAUUUACAUCGGGACAUGCAUUGUCUUGCAUGAAAUAUUAAUAUUGAACAUUAGAAUCCCACAUUGAAAUACUGAAAUACUGAAAAAAUAAUUUCCCAGUCCCACUGCGUCCACUGCCCAUUUUGCCCUUGUCUGUUCAGUUAUAAAUAUACAGAGGUCAUAACGUGGGUAAGAACAAAAAGGUGGACCAAGAGUCUUACCAGGCUCAUACUUUUCACUUACAGGUCAUAGUUUGCAGUCAUAACUAACCUGAAGUCAUAACUGAACAAACAGCGGCAUGCAGUAUUGAAUUGUUAUUCAAAUUAAAUUUUAUUUUUAUAGGCCAAAAAAUGCCGACAUUCAAGAUUAUUGCAUUAUAUGACAAUGUUACUUUGACGUGUCCCUUUCUCGCACAAUCAGUUACAUUUUUAAAAAAUUGUAAACCAAUAGCAGUGAAACAAAUUGCGUCCAACAAAUUCACAAUAUCUGGGAAUUCAUUGACGCUUACGAGAUAUGUCACAAGGGAUAAUGGAAAGUACUCGUGUAAAGGAACGGACGCAAAUGGACAGACAAAAGAGUUCACAUGGGUACUUCAUAUACAAAUAAAGAGUAAGUAUGUGUUAGCAAUUAUUAUACAAAAUAUUGCUAUAAUUAAAACGACAAGCAGAUCGCCGAUCUACAGUCACUAUUAAAUUGAUGUAUCCCGCAAACUUGUAUUGUAAAUCAUGACAAUAGCGGUGACAAAAGUCUCGCUCUAAUGCCGGGUUUUAAGGCGAGGGAUGCCAAAAUUCCACCUCAUAGACCCUUUUCGUAAUGACGUCAAACGCGGAAAUGCAAUUUAUGCGAAGUGACAAUUCGCAAUGCAAGUCGUUACAAAUUGUCCCGUGGGACAUCGCAUUCAGGGUAUAACCACGUCCAACAUGGCAUUAUGAAAAAGGUCUAUAUAAACCAGAAGCGUAUGACGACUGCACGAAAACUGAAUUUCCGUAAAGUCUCUGAGACGGUAAUUUAAUACAUUUCUGAUAAACGUGUAGUUCAUGCAGUCACUCUAAUAUGGCCGCCUCAAGUAUUCAAAGAGCCGUUAAAGCCUCGGUCAAACGAGAAUGAGAGUUGAUGAGAGUUGGCACUUGGCAGUCAGCCAGUCAUGAAUUGUUACGGGGAACAUUAAAAGUUUGACGAGUGUCUCGCUUACGCUUCAACUUCAAUAAAAUACAUGAUAUUGUUGGAAAAACAUUAAGAACAGCUAAUCAAGAUCGCGUGACUGCCAACUGUCAUGCACUCUCAUCCUUGAAUUGGCUUAUGAAGUCGUGUUUGAGAAGUUUCUGGCACCUUUCGAUCGAAGAGACGUUUGCAUGGCCUUUUUAUGAUCUAUUUAUAAUCCACUUUAACCGUAUCACAAACGGUACGGUAUAUAGUCGCACAGCAGUGCGAUCUGUCAAACUAUGUCGAGUCACUCCCACGAAACGCGUUGAAAUCAAGUUUUGUUACAAAUUAUUUUGUUGCCCUAUUACUUUUUGUUAUAAGUAAUUUUGUUGCCCUAUUACUUUUUCCAUAAAUCUAUGCAGAUUGGCUUGGCGUUUUUUAUAUUACUGUCUGGGGAGCAAGAAGAUAUGACACUCACACUAAAAUAGAUACGCACUACGUACUUGCUGAUGACCUACUUUUUUCUGAUAAUAUGGUUAGGCUUUAGAGUACAAGAUCAUUCUAUAAUUCAUAAGCUAUAACUAAAAAAAUAUUUUCAUUUUUUAGCUUCGACCACUGUAAAAGAUAUAGAGAAACCAGUUAAUGACGCCGUAAUGAUCGAUUGUCGACAUUUUGUUGGAAAACAACUCUUUUACUCGCAUAAUAAAGGAUUAAAAGGGAAAACUGACAUAACAAACAACCGUAGAGUGCUUGGUACAAGUACAGGUUUAUAUGAACUAUUUGCCUUGAAAAUCGACGACACAGGAUAUUACUAUUGUGGUGCAGACGAUGAUAGUUCAAAGCUGGCGGUGAAGUUAGUUGUUAGAGGUAUUACCAUAUAAAUACUUAUAUUACUUAUUACAGGUACUUUAUAUUACAUAUAUAAGACUAUCUUGAGUUUUAUACUCGACAGAGUAAUGAGGUAGAUUCACCCUACUAACAUGUAGUAUCUUGCCUUUUAGACUCGGCAGAGUAACCCUGUCAUGAGUCACGACGUACAGUAGAUUCACCCUAGAUGUACCAGGCAGUAUCAUGCUUUUUAGACUCGGCAGAGUAACCCUCGGCAUGAGUCAUGACGUAGAUUCACCCUACCAUCAGGCAGUAUCAUGCCUUUUAGACUCGGCAGAGUAACCUCCCUGUCAUCAGUCAUGAAGUGGAUUCACCUUACCAAUAGGACUAUCUCGCCUUUUAGACUCAGCAGAGUAACCCUGCCAUAAGUCACGACGUAGAUUCACACUACCAACAGGACUUGAGGACUGUCUUGCCUUGUAGACUCAGCAGAGUAACCCUGCCAUGGGUCAUGAGUGGAUUCACUCUACCAAUAGGAAUAUCUUGCCUUUUAGAAUUUGGCGGAGUAGCCCUGCCAUGAAUCACGAGGUAGGAUCACCCUACCAUUUUGUUUAUAUUCUUAACGAGGAAAAGGCAAGCGACAAAUUUAUUUUCCAGUGAGGAAAUUAGUUCUCUAUAUUUUACAACUCUAAGAGCCUGUUUUGUGUGGUGAUGUAGCGACCCUAAAAACGCCGGGUAACGGAAGAAUUACUCUGUUGAAUCUAGAUCAGAAGGCACGAUAGUCCUGUCGCCCUUGGAGAAAAACAUUAAGGUUGUAAAACCUAAUCCUAACAUUGCUAAAUGCUCCUGAUCCGAAACUACUCAAUUAUCUGGGCUGUCAUGGAGCGGGCUUGCCCCUCCCCUUAUACCUGUGAAACUGUUUCAAGUAUUUAGUAUUUGUCACCAUUGCAUGUUUUUAGAGCUGCCUAAAGUGAGUGGAAAAUCACUUGUUAAAGUUGGAGAUAAUGUUCUUUUUAAAUGCGAGUACAAAGGACCGCAAACAAUCGCCUGGUAUAAAGAUAACAAAAAAUUAGAUGUUAAAAGCAAAGCUACAGGGAAGUUGAUGAAUAAACGUCGAGGGAAACAACAUUUGAAUCUGCCUCUCACAAACAUUACGUCUGAUUCAACUGGUAUAUAUGGAUGUGGCGUUGUGUUUGAUAAUAGUACUUUCCUCACAACUAUUAAACUUGAACUCUUAGGUAAGUCUGAUUUUACAACAUCAACGAUAUAGUUCGCUGCUCAAAACCAACUUGUGUUCCGUGUUCAUAGUAUGCUGCCAUAUUUUCGAUAUGGAAAUUUAUUAUUAGACCUAACCAGAAGCAGUUGCGAAAACCCAUCAACAAAACUAAUCAACAAUUAGUUCUAUCGAGCGAGAUGCCCCAAAUCCUGAUAUUUAUCUGCUUACCUUACAACACCUUGCUUUACUUUCACCAUACCUUCAUCUUACCUUCACCUCACAUUCACGUCAACUUCACGUCACCUUACCUUCACGUCACGUUUACCCCACCUCCACCUUACCUUCACGUCACGUUUACCCCACCUCCACCUUCACUCACGUCACCUUAUCUUCACCUUCACCUUACCUUCACGUCACGUUUACCCCACCUCCACCUUACCUUCACGUCACGUUUACCCCACCUCCACCUUCACUUCACGUCACCUUAUCUUCACCUUCACCUUACCUUCACAUCACCUUAAUUUUCAUGUGUCCUUCACCUUUCCUACACGCAGGGAUUUUUUUAGCCUAUACGGUGUAGACCCCAGCAGAAACACGUUUCGUGAGGGAAACGACCGUUGUCUAGGAGUUUAUGAUAGAGCGGUGAAACGAACCGUAUGCCCUGAAGUAUGCACAGUACGUGUGAUGCAUGGAACGCCUCGAAUAUUCGAACACAUGCGAGCACUAUACUAAAUUACUAGUGUAAGUGAGAACGGUUUUUCUGCGGCUUGAGGAAUGUCUGCCGGACGUUUUUGUCAACACGGACGUCACCCGAAAAUUGGUAUAAUUAAUUUUGGCGGCAUUUUUCAUCAUCGCGCUCGUAUAAGGAUGCAAAACAUUUUAAAAACUUUAAAACAUUUGUGUUUUGUUAUAUGUGUUGAAGAUUGCCACAAACUGGCACACUUAAUCCAGUCGCACCUCGGCGAUCAAGUCCGUACUGACAAAAAUAUCGCUUGCUUGAACUCCCUAUUGCGAAAACAUGCAGUUGCCUAGCUGCUUGCCUCUAGCAGUUUCAUUAAACCAUUUAUAAUACCACAUGACAUGAGCUUUUGUAUGAUCUUUUUUUGUAGAGUUCGCUAAGAUGUUUGGUACAUAUGGUAACGUUAAGCUAAACUCGUCCUUAUGGGUGAAUUGUAGAUCAAACCAAGGAGACAAGGCGAAAUAUUCACUGCUAAAAAAGCCUCUUCUAGGUUCUGGGUCGUAUCAAAAAGUACAAAUUGUAUCUCGAAUAAAGGACUAUAGCGGUGGACUAUACAGCAUCUCUUCUUUAACUCUAGCGGAUGAAGGGUACUACAAGUGUCGUGCUAGUUUAAAUGGAGUCACCAUUGAAAAGGAGCUUGAUCGCGUAAUAUGGUUUUCACCGACCUUGUAAAAACUACCCUGAUUUUGUAGUAUAUUCAGUAACUAUCGUAUACUGUAACUGUCAACACAAAAGAACUACUUGCAAGUGGUAAACUUUGUAACCGUUUUAUUUUAGAUAGAACGUACGAAUUGCAAAAGCAUUUUACAUGCAAACGAUGGAAAUGCAAGAUAAGCAUAUAUUGUUGUAUUAAAUGUACUUUCCGUGUAUUAAUAUAGCUUAGUUGCACCUAUAUAAUUCGUAAUUUUUUAACGAUUUUUAAUUUAAUAAAGAUUUGGAAGUGCGUAUAAUACACUUCGAGUAAAUAUAUAGCUACUAUUGUACUCUUAAUUAGUAUUCUAUAACAGUAUCAGUGAUUAAUCUCGUUAUGGCGAGGUAUUAAAGCAGAUAAAGCUUGUCAUACACAAAAUAACGGCUAACUAUGCAAAUAUUUGAAAAUAUAACGGCUCAUUGACCAUGCAGAUACGAAUGUCAUUACUUGAGAGUAGCUAGUGAGUAGUGGUGUCUGUUAUUGAGUAAAACAGCGAAAUAUGUUUAGUUAACGGUCAAAACUGAAAAUUUAUAGCGGAAAUCUGAAAAUAGAGGCAGAAGAUUUAUAUUAAAUUCGUAUAGUAUUAUUGAAUGAGAA
This is a messenger RNA of Paramuricea clavata, 8974 nucleotides long. The record is from the annotation of a GenBank genome assembly. NCBI's taxonomy places the organism in Eukaryota, Metazoa, Cnidaria, Anthozoa, Malacalcyonacea, Plexauridae.